This is a messenger RNA of Verticillium alfalfae VaMs.102, 408 nucleotides long. RefSeq lists its product as hypothetical. Bases 1 to 408 code for a protein of 135 amino acids. The record is from RefSeq and is a predicted model, not a curated record. Gene Ontology annotation, molecular function: transmembrane transporter activity. The transcript is spliced from 2 exons. Lineage: Eukaryota; Fungi; Ascomycota; Sordariomycetes; Glomerellales; Plectosphaerellaceae.
AUGAAUCUCGGGCAGGGUAUUGGCCAUCCCAUUAUAGGCCUGUCGAAUGAUCGAUGGGGCCGCUUCAACGUCGCCGGAAUCAGUACCUUACUUGCUGGUUUAACAACGUUAUUCAUUUGGGUUUUUGCCGGAAAGUACUUCGCCGGUCUCAUCGUUUACGCGCUUUGUGGUGCUCUAGCCGGCUGUCUUUGGCCCACGGUGGCGGCUGUGGGCGCUGAAGUCGUCGGGCUUCCACUCCUUCCGUCGGCGCUUUCUAUCUUCUGGACAGUUCUCUCUAUACCAACUCUUCUUGCCCAGCCCAUUGCUCUCGCUAUCAAGGGGCAAGGACGGGGCGGUGAUAGCUACCUCGGCGUCCAACUUCUAGCCGGCCUGGCGUACAUUGCGGCUUUCGCCUCCCGUAAGUACUAA